AUGUACACACAUGCCUUGUGUAAGAAAAUGCACGUUUUUUGUUUUCUUUUUUUUUUUUCAUCUAGCUACCUUCCUUUCUCUAGGAAGACUUCAGAUGACUUCCACUCUAUCAUUUCAUUCCAGACAUCUGCAGUUGGAAGCAGUGGAGGAUACAGGAAAGGUGUGACGGAAGCGAAGUUGAAGGUGGCCAUAAACGGUUUUGGCAGAAUUGGAAGGAACUUCUUGAGGUGCUGGCAUGGCCGCAAAGACUCUCCUCUGGAUGUCAUUGCCAUCAAUGACACCGGAGGCGUCAAGCAGGCCUCUCACCUUCUCAAGUAUGACUCCACCCUUGGCAUAUUCGACGCCGACGUUAAGCCUGUCGGUGACGAUGCCAUCUCCGUUGACGGAAAGGUCAUCAAAGUUGUCUCCAACCGCAACCCUGCUAACCUUCCCUGGAAGGAAUUAGGAGUUGACUUGGUGAUUGAAGGAACUGGGGUGUUCGUGGACAGAGAAGGUGCAGGGAAGCACAUUCAGGCGGGAGCGAAGAAGGUUCUGAUCACAGCCCCAGGCAAAGGUGACAUCCCAACCUAUGUAGUUGGUGUCAAUGCUGAUGCUUACAGCCCAGACGAACCCAUCAUCAGCAACGCUUCUUGCACCACUAACUGCCUUGCUCCCUUCGUCAAGGUCCUUGACCAGAAAUUCGGUAUCAUCAAGGGAACCAUGACCACCACUCACUCCUACACCGGAGACCAAAGGCUUCUUGACGCCAGCCACCGCGACCUCAGGCGCGCGAGGGCGGCAGCGCUGAACAUCGUGCCGACCUCAACCGGAGCGGCCAAGGCGGUGGCGCUUGUGUUGCCGACACUUAAGGGGAAGCUGAACGGAAUUGCAUUGCGUGUGCCAACGCCAAACGUGUCCGUCGUUGACCUCGUUGUUCAGGUGUCAAAGAAGACGUUCGCGGAGGAAGUCAACGCUGCGUUCAGAGAGAGCGCGGAGAAGGAGCUUAACGGCAUCCUCUCAGUGUGUGAUGAACCACUUGUCUCCGUUGAUUUCAGGUGCACCGACGUUUCAUCUACCGUUGACUCUUCGUUGACCAUGGUCAUGGGUGAUGACAUGGUGAAGGUUAUUGCAUGGUAUGAUAAUGAGUGGGGUUACUCACAAAGGGUUGUGGAUUUGGCUGACAUUGUUGCAAACAGCUGGAAGUGAAAGUCAAAGUCAAAGUUAGCCAACAAUAAUAAUAAUAAUUGUUAAUUAUAUGUAAUUUUGUAUUAUUAUGACUACUAUUACCACUACACUUGUUAAGCUUCAUUUUUCAGCUUUGUGCCAAGAACUUGUACCGAGAAAUAGAACCAUCAAUUUUCUCUUUUGAUUGCC
Molecule: messenger RNA, 1353 nt
Organism: Arachis duranensis
Lineage: Eukaryota; Viridiplantae; Streptophyta; Magnoliopsida; Fabales; Fabaceae
Product: glyceraldehyde-3-phosphate dehydrogenase A, chloroplastic
Exons: 5
Coding region: 1-1185 (394 amino acids)
Biological process (GO): glucose metabolic process
Cellular component (GO): apoplast; chloroplast
Molecular function (GO): glyceraldehyde-3-phosphate dehydrogenase (NAD+) (phosphorylating) activity; NAD binding; NADP binding
Source: RefSeq, a predicted model, not a curated record